Strongylocentrotus purpuratus (purple sea urchin) is the source of this 1553-nucleotide messenger RNA. RefSeq lists its product as uncharacterized. The record is from RefSeq and is a predicted model, not a curated record. NCBI's taxonomy places the organism in Eukaryota, Metazoa, Echinodermata, Echinoidea, Camarodonta, Strongylocentrotidae. The coding region runs from base 83 to 688 and encodes 201 amino acids. The transcript has 2 exons.
CUUCACUUCGCAUCAGAGCUGCGAUCAUCACUGAACUAUCAUCUUCCUUCGUAUCGCAGGUGUGUAGAAACAGAACAAUAGCAUGAACAUGACGUGGAAGGCUGCGGUCGCUCUCUUGGUGGUAGCGGGGCUCGGGGUAGCCUCGGCUGCUCUCGCAGAACCGAACCUCGCUGGCUGUUACCCUCAAUGGACCGAGGAAUUUUCCCGACCGGUCUGCAGCGACUGCUCUAAGAGUAAACAUGCACAGGAAACUUGGCAGUGCUGGAGCGGCAUGUACUACAUCUAUUUCCCCAAGAAGUUGACCAAGGCGGAAGCCUUAAAAUCCUGCGGGCCUUGGGAUGAAGCUGUGUGUCAAGGCGAGUAUGUUGGUGGAACAGAUAAGUUCCAAUGGCGAACCACCCUUGCCUCCUCCCCGUUGAAGGGUGAGCUCAACGAUGCUAUUUUGCCUGCCUUCAACAAAGCUUGCCUCAAGCCCAAGACCAAUGGCAAAGAUCUGUUCUGGAGCGGGGGCAAAAGUAUCAGCCGUGGGCAGCUGGUAUUUGGCGAUGGCAGCAGGGGUGCGACAUCUAUCACUUCGCUCGGGAAAGGUGAAUGCGUCGCUUACAACGGCAGCGACGGCAGCAUGGUGAAAGUAUCAUGUAGCGCGAAGUUACCCUACAUGUGUAAGAUCCAACCUCCAAGUCAUUAGAGGAAUCUAGAUGAAAAGGAACGGCGAAUGCCAUGACCAACAGAAAAACCACUUCACCUAUUUGGAUAGAAUUUAAUCAAGAAGGGGGGGGGGAGCUGAGCCAUAAUGUUAAAAAAAAAUCCAUCAGUGCACUUUCUGUACAGCCAUCCAUAGUAUCGUGGCUGUACAUUAUACCUCUGUAUGGUAUAUGGUAUCUAUUUUCCAAAUCACAACCUAAAAACAAUACAUACAAAAUAGAAAAGUACAUAUAAAGUCGAGAAUAUAGUGAAUGGAUGGAAAGCCCAUUCAGCUUUGUUAGCGUGAUAACAACAUUCUUCCUUGGGGUCUAUAUAUCAUUCAAGAUUAGUAUUUUUAGUCUACGUUGGUAGAGGAGAGCUCCCACAUGCUUCCGAUCACUAUUCUUUGGUGGCCAUUUCUCGUCCCAAAGAUACUAGGUCGCUGCAGAGUCAGACUUUCAAAUAAGACCCUUACAAUUCUCGCCAAAAUCAAGGUCUAUAUAUGCUACUUCAAACCAAAUCUACUAAUGGUUUCUUUAAAGUUAACGUGAUAAGGAUAAAAGUCAAGAAGUCAUAUAGAUGAUCCUUAAUAACAAACAGGCUUACCAAUAAUAUACAAGGCUUUAAACUUUAUUUAUUUUAUCAUUAAUACUGAAUUAGGUCGAUCAGCAUUCGUUAUUACGUAUUUUCCUCAUCAAAUCACUGAAAAGGUGUCACUUUCGUUUCGUAAUGUAUCGUUCUCGUUUAAUAGUGUGUACGCUAACAUUGCAUCAGAAAUGAUCAUGUCCAAUUUUUGAUUUCGAGAUCUUGUUCAUUUAUGUAUAAUACCUGAGGGUAUUAAUAAAGAGAUUGGUCAAAAUCAUCUUAAA